Molecule: messenger RNA, 1856 nt
Organism: Gopherus evgoodei (Goodes thornscrub tortoise)
Lineage: Eukaryota; Metazoa; Chordata; Testudines; Testudinidae
Gene: SDCBP
Product: syndecan binding protein
Exons: 9
Coding region: 237-1130 (297 amino acids)
Biological process (GO): positive regulation of transforming growth factor beta receptor signaling pathway
Cellular component (GO): cytoplasm; plasma membrane
Molecular function (GO): syndecan binding
Source: RefSeq, a predicted model, not a curated record
GACGCGUAGGCAGGGCGGGGAGAACAGAACUUUCCCCCAGCCGGCAACAGACUCCCCACCCCUCGUUCCCCAGUGUCACGGGGCCCCGAGGGCGGCGCAUGCGCACAGCAGCGCAUUAAGCCGUUGUUCCGCAGGCUCCGCUGCUGCUCCCGUAGCAGAGUCGCGUCGCCAGGAGCCGAUAGUGGCCUGGGAACAACAGCUACCGUCGCCACCUCGGUCGUGGGAAUUGCACAGAAAUGUCUCUCUAUCCUUCUCUGGAAGAUCUGAAAGUGGACAAGGUAAUUCAGGCCCAGACUGCCUUUUCUUCAAACCCUGCCAAUCCAGCAAUUUUGUCUGAAGCCUCUGCUCCCAUCCCUCGAGAUGGAAGCCUCUAUCCCAGACUAUACCCAGAACUUUCUGAGUACAUGGGUCUGAGUCUUAAUGAAGAAGAGGUACAGAAAAACUUGCCAGUGGUUGCAGAUACACAGUCUCAGGGACUGGUAACAAGACCCUCCGCUGUGAAUUAUAUGGUGGCUCCAGUAACUGGAAAUGAUGUUGGAAUUCGCAGAGCAGAGAUUAAACAAGGUAUCCGUGAAAUAAUUGUAUGUAAAGAUCAGGAUGGAAAAAUUGGACUUCGUCUUAAAUCUAUAGACAAUGGUAUAUUUGUCCAGUUAGUACAAGCCAACUCUCCAGCAUCUUUAGCCGGUCUGAGGUUUGGGGACCAAGUUCUGCAAAUUAAUGGUGAAAAUUGUGCAGGAUGGAGCUCUGAGAAAUCCCAUAAAGUUCUCAAGCAGGCUUCAGGGGAGAGAAUUUCGAUGAUUAUUCGUGACAGGCCUUUUGAACGAACUCUUACUAUGCAUAAGGACAGCACAGGUCAUGUUGGCUUCAUAUUCAAAAAUGGAAAAGUAACCUCAAUAGUAAAAGACAGUUCUGCUGCUAGAAAUGGACUUCUUACAGAGCACAACAUGUGUGAAAUAAAUGGCCAGAAUGUAAUUGGACUGAAGGACUCCCAAAUUGCAGACAUAUUGGCAACAGCUGGAAAUGUUGUGACAAUUACUAUCAUGCCUUCAUAUAUCUUUGAACACAUAAUUAAGAGAAUGGCUUCUGGCAUCAUGAAAAGUCUGAUGGACCAUACAAUCCCUGAAGUCUAAAUUUAAAGCCAUUGUAUUGUAUAUGCAUAUGUAAUGAGAACUCGGCUAAUCUUGGGCUAUUAUACUCAGCAACUUCUGGAUUCUGCACAUGAGCCUUCCUUGAGACCAAGAAGAGAGAUGCUGCAUUGAUCAUUUACAUUAUGUCUAGGGCCUGGAACGUUACAGUUCAACAUGUUAUCUUGUUUAUUCAUACAAAUGUAAGACUUGUUUGUAGUCUAAUGCUGAUUUUACAAAUGUGAAAUUUUCAACAAAGCUCUGCUGAUCUUUUUCUGUAGGAUCAUGCUACUCUAGUUGACUACUGUUUCUAUGAUUAUAAGCCAUUGCAACUAAAAGAAACUAAUUCAUGUUUCUUCUGCAAGUGAUAGUAUCAGUUAUCCAUGAUCUAGAACAUACUGCUGCUCUUUGUAUGUUCCUUUUCAGAUGAAUAAGUAUUUUUAUUGCCUUCUCUUUAUAACCAUAUAUUUUGAACAGUAUAUUUAGAAGACUGACUAUUUUAGUGGUAGUGCACUUUUUGUUCAAGUAAUCUUCUUGGCAGAAAAAAGCCAAUUGAAAACCAAGUUUAGCUAAUAUUGGCAUUAAACCUUAAAGAAGCGCUUUAAAUGGUAAAGUAUAUAGAUUGUUACGCUCAACUUUUUACUACUCUUACUUUACAAAUUGUAACUCUAAUACUCUUAAAUUCUGUAUCCUUAACCAUGUUUAAAAAUAAAGUUCAGGAAUAACCAAAAA